CUCAGAACUUUCAGUUCAUCUCUUCCUUAGUUAUCGACAUUCUACUGAAUCAACAAAUUCUCAAGUCCCCUUUGAAGAGUUUAUUGAUUUCAAACUUAGUUUCAGCAAGAAAAAAAGAUGGAUCAGUCGCGGAACAAAGGUUUGGCUGAACAAGAUCUAAGCAAACUAGAUGUUACUUUGCUUCAUCCUCUUUCUCCUGAAGUCAUCUCUCGUCAAGCAACCAUUAACAUAGGAACAAUUGGACAUGUCGCACAUGGAAAGUCGACUGUUGUAAAAGCUAUUUCUGGUGUGCAGACUGUCAAAUUCAAAAGUGAACUGGAGCGUAACAUUACCAUUAAACUUGGAUAUGCAAACGCCAAGAUUUACAAAUGUGAGGAUGACAAGUGCCCUAGACCAAUGUGCUACAAGUCUUACGGUAGUGGAAAAGAGGACAAUCCAAGUUGUGAUGUCUCUGGACAUGAGAAUUCAAGGAUGAAACUAGUGAGGCAUGUUUCAUUUGUGGAUUGUCCGGGACAUGAUAUUCUAAUGGCGACAAUGCUCAAUGGAGCAGCGAUUAUGGAUGGUGCUUUACUUUUGAUUGCUGCUAAUGAGCCAUGUCCGCAACCACAAACAGCUGAACAUCUUGCUUCUGUUGAUUUGAUGAAUCUUAAGGAUAUCAUAAUCCUUCAAAACAAGGUUGAUCUCGUUCAAGAAAGCGCUGCCAUCAAUCAUCACGACUCAAUCAAACGCUUUAUAAAGAACACAAAUGCGGAAGGUGCUCCGAUAGUUCCUGUCUCGGGACAGAUGAAAUACAACAUUGAUGUUGUGUGUGAGUAUAUCGUCAAGAAGAUUCCAAUCCCUAAGAGAGAUUUUGUUUCGCCACCAAAGAUGAUAUUGGUUCGUUCUUUUGAUGUUAACAAGCCUGGCGUUGAGGCUGAUGGUGUGAAUGGUGGAGUCGCAGGUGGAAGCAUCCUCCAGGAAUAUUUCAUAUCUCUCCAUGGUGUUUUGAAAGUGAACCAGUUGAUUGAAAUUAGACCUGGAAUCGUUGGGAAAGAUGAGAAUGGAAACACAACAUGCACACCAAUUUACUCGCGUGUAACCUCUCUUUACGCGGAAAAGAACGAGCUUGAGUUUGCUGUACCGGGAGGUUUAAUCGGGGUCGGAACAACAAUGGACCCUGCUCUUACCCGUGGGGAUAGAUUGGUCGGUCAAGUCCUCGGUGAAAUAGGUACGCUUCCUGACGUGUUUGUUGAGAUCGAGGUGAGUUUCGUGCUUCUCACGCGACUGAUUGGAGUGAGCACAAAGGGAACAGAGGAGAAAACGAGAGUGUCGAAGCUAAGCAAAGGAGAGACGUUGAUGGUGAACAUUGGUUCCAUGUCAACGGGAGCCAAAGUUAUUGGAGUGAGUAAAGGUAGGUUGAGGAUGCAACUGACCAGACCGGUUUGCACCAGCACAGGAGAGAAGGUGGCUCUAAGCCGUCGUGUCGAAAACCAUUGGCGUUUGAUCGGUCAGGGUCAGAUUAUGGCUGGAACCACCAUUCCCAUUGCUCCUCCUCCUCAAUUUCUCCCAUGAUUCGUUAACAUUCCUUGCGAUAUACAAUUUGCUCACCAAAAAUACAAUUUUGAAGUUAAUAAAGAUACUGAGAUUUUAUAUUUCUAUUUAAAUUUCCAUAGAAUGUGAUCUUUCUUGUAUGCCUAAAGAAAGGGUCUUUAAGAAUCAAAU
Molecule: messenger RNA, 1701 nt
Organism: Thlaspi arvense
Lineage: Eukaryota; Viridiplantae; Streptophyta; Magnoliopsida; Brassicales; Brassicaceae
Source: the annotation of a GenBank genome assembly